Messenger RNA from Lachancea sp. 'fantastica', 906 nucleotides. NCBI's taxonomy places the organism in Eukaryota, Fungi, Ascomycota, Saccharomycetes, Saccharomycetales, Saccharomycetaceae. The record is from the annotation of a GenBank genome assembly.
AUGGCUUUCACUGGGGUUUUGAAGAACUCCAUAAAGUUGACGUCUUCGCUGAGAGGGGCACCCUUGCUGGGCUACGCAAGAGCACUACAUUCGACUUCAACUCUUGGUGUCAAAGAAGAUUUUCCAGAAACGACACAUUUUGGUUCCCGGACGGUACCAAAAAGCGAAAAGGAGAAACUGGUAGGAACGGUUUUCUCUAAUGUUGCCUCUAAAUAUGAUGUUAUGAAUGAUGUGAUGUCCAUGGGUGUACAUAGGCUAUGGAAAGACCAUUUUAUCAACAAGCUUGAUGCUGGAAAAAGACCAAACUCAAAAGAGCCUCUUCAUUUUAUCGAUGUAGCUGGAGGCUCGGGAGAUAUCGCAUUCGGCUUAUUGGACCAUGCCGAACAUAAAUUUCACGACAAAGAAUCAGACAUGCAUAUUGUGGAUAUAAACGCUGAUAUGUUGAAAGAAGGUGAAAAAAGAGCAAUGAACCAGGGCAAAUAUUUCAACGAUCCGCGUGUCAAAUUUUUGGUUCAAAACGGAGAAACUCUAGAUCAAAUAGAGUCCAACUCUAAAGACGUCUACACCAUUUCUUUCGGUAUUAGAAACUUCACGAACAUUCAGGCAGGACUCAACACAGCCUUUCGUGUUCUCAAACCAGGUGGAAUUUUUUACUGUUUGGAAUUUUCCAAGGUCGACAACCCCAUCGUCGACACUGUGUAUCAACAAUGGUCCAAAGUGCUGCCAGUCAUGGGUUCGCUAGUUGCCAACGACUACGACUCUUACCAGUACCUGGUGGAGUCAAUUCAAAAGUUUCCUGAACCAGAAACCUUCAAAGGAAUGAUCGAAAAGGCUGGGUUUCAAUGUGCAGGUUACGAACCGCUCACAUUUGGGGUUUGCGCCAUUCACUGGGGUAUAAAAACCUGA